AUAACCGAAUAAAUAAUUAAAACUACUUCUCUUUUUUUACCAUGAGAGUGAUUAUUUAUGAUCAUAUACAUAAAUACAUAAUACAAACAUUAAAGGUUGCGUCAAAAAAAAAGUACAUGAAAGAAAAGAAGAAAAUAAUUUUAAAUUAUUAGGAACACGUGUUCUUAGUGCCAAAAGAAUAAAGUAUUAGUACCACAACAUUAAACUGUAUUUUAUACAUGGAACAUGAAACAUGAAACAUUAUCCAUAAUUCCUUAUUGCCUUAUUCUAUAAAUUGGAAUGUAAGAUACUUUACAACUAUACCACAAAGAAAAAAAAAAAAACAGGGAAAAAAAAUAAUAAUAAAAUAAAAGACAGAAAAGUAUUGAAAGCAGACAACCAGCUGGACCCAGUUAAAAUUAUACUAAUAAUUUGGUAAAUAAUAAAGUCAAAGCGUUUCAUACUCUUCUAAACCCCGUGUGUGAACUGUGUUGUGACUGUUGACCACUUUUUUUACUCCACUCACUCGCCCUUUAUAUAACCGCUAUUACCUGAUUUUCUUUAUUUUCAAGUUUCAACCAUCUCUGUUUUUCCUACCUUAAAACACACAAUUCCAAAAUCAAUACUAGUAGAUGGAUUCAACCCAAAAUUAUUAUUUCUACGACGAGAAACCCUGGAAGAUGGAAUCGAACCACGAGAUGAACAUGAUGGUAUCGGCUCUGAGUCAAGUUAUUUCUGGAGACGACGGCGGCUACAGUAGCAUGGGCAUCAAUCAACAACCACCUAUUGAUGGGUCCCAUUUAAUAUUUGAAUCGUUUCAAGACCAACAAAAUUUCGCCACGUGGUCACCAGCGUCUUCUACCACGUCACCAGUUCUCCCGCCAAAUUCCCAGAUUGAAAAUGCAGACACUACUACUGCUACUAGUAGUAGCAGUAGUAGUGGAAAACAGAGGACAAGAAAGUACAACAGAAACAAGUACAGGGGAGUACGGCAGAGGCCUUGGGGGAAAUGGGCGUCUGAGAUUCGGGACCCACACCGGGCGGUUCGGAUGUGGCUCGGAACAUUCGAGACGGCCGAGGAGGCUGCUAGAGCUUAUGAUCGAGCUGCUGUUCGCUUUCGAGGCCCGCGUGCUAAGCUUAAUUUCAGUGUCUCUGAUUACCUUCCACAGCUUGAAGAGUACAACAGUAAUAAUAUAUUUUAUCAAAAUCAAGAGCAGCAGAUAAACAACAAUAAUAAUUAUGGUAAUCAUGUUAGUCCUACUAAUCAAGAGCCAGAGACGAGUGGUUUCGUGCAGAUUACUGAUGGUGCUGAGCUUGAGCAUUGGAUGAACGAUAUGAUUGACAAUACCCCUCCGUCGUUAAUGUAUGGGGACCCAUCAUUCGGAAUUUAAAUUACAUCAUUGUUUUUUGUGAGAGAAAAAAAAAAUAUGUUUAUGGUAGUUGUAAAAGGUGAAAGGGAUAGUAAAAUUUAACACAAAAGAUGCUUGUAAUGUAAUUUUGUAUAAAUAUAGCUUAAGUAUAGUAUAGGAGUACAUAUUAUCAUGUACCUAGAUUAUGUCCAGAACUAGUUAGAUUGUCUCUGUUUUAUUUUUUUUAAUAGAAAUGGAUACAAUUAGUUUUGAUUCAUUUGAUCGUUUGUUACGAAAUAUUGAAGGAUUAUCUAAAUGGAAAAUGAACAGUCACA
This is a messenger RNA of Chenopodium quinoa (quinoa), 1663 nucleotides long. Its product is annotated as ethylene-responsive transcription factor ERF110-like. NCBI's taxonomy places the organism in Eukaryota, Viridiplantae, Streptophyta, Magnoliopsida, Caryophyllales, Amaranthaceae. Gene Ontology annotation, biological process: regulation of DNA-templated transcription; ethylene-activated signaling pathway. Gene Ontology annotation, molecular function: DNA binding; DNA-binding transcription factor activity. The coding region runs from base 612 to 1370 and encodes 252 amino acids. The record is from RefSeq and is a predicted model, not a curated record. The transcript has a single exon.